Oncorhynchus tshawytscha (Chinook salmon) is the source of this 1778-nucleotide messenger RNA. Its product is annotated as collagen alpha-1(XXIII) chain. The record is from RefSeq and is a predicted model, not a curated record. The transcript is spliced from 26 exons. NCBI's taxonomy places the organism in Eukaryota, Metazoa, Chordata, Actinopteri, Salmoniformes, Salmonidae. The coding region runs from base 258 to 1640 and encodes 460 amino acids.
GUCCAAAUCGCGCGAGCGCAUCCGUAGCCUACACAAGUCCUCGUGCAGCUGUUGUUGCACGCUGUUGCAUCCCUUCAUGUAUCCACAGUUGCGCAGAGAUUAAACAUUCAUUCUUGUGAUGGCUCCGCUACAGUAACAAACUGGGAUUACAACAAUCGAAAUAUUUCUAUUUGGAAAUUUGACAUACAGGAAAAUAGCCUAUAAUUCAUUAACGGAAUUUUUUUGCAGUUUGCAGUAAUUUUACUGCAGAUGCCAGGAUGGGAUCCCCCGCAAAAUCUGACGAAAAGACCAUGGAAUCAAUCAACUACAACAGCCACAAAUCCAAUUUUUCGCAUUGUUUAGGCGGGCUACCAACCGCAUUUUGCGUCAUUUUGUCGGUGUGUUCUAUGGCAUUUUGUUUUUUGGUAAACUUCAGGACAGCUCACCUGGAGUACAGAGUGCAGACUUUGGAGAUGGAGAGAAUGUCCCCGAUCCCUUCCGAUGAGAAUGGAACGGUACCUGGUCUUCAGGAUAUCAUUGAAAAACUAGUGCACGAGAGACUGACCAAAGCACUGCCCAAACUUCGUGCUGCCAGAGAUGUCAUUCAAGAGUGCUCCUGUCCUCCAGGAGAUUGUGGCGAGUUAACGCCAACACACCGCUUCAUCGUGUUGGUGGAGGCCCAGGAAUUUCAAAUCAACUCAACACAAUAUGGGCCUCCAGGAAAACGGGGAAGGAUGGGAAGACGAGGCGACUCUGGAUCUCCGGGCACGCCUGGACGGGAUGGUUACCCGGGCCCACUUGGGAUGGAUGGGAAGCCUGGUGGUCCUGGUCCUAUGGGAAGCCAGGGACUGUCUGGGCCAAAAGGAGAAAAGGGAGACCAAGGAGAUAUGGGGCCCAGGGGACUCCCUGCACUCGCGGGCUCUGCAGGUCUGCUCAGUAAUCAGAUUCUCACGGUCAAGGGUGACCAGGGUCAGGCUGGCCCCCCUGGACCCCCGGGGCCCCCUGGAUCACCAGGGCCCAGAGGACCCCCUGGGAACACAGGGAAGGAUGGGCCCAGAGGACCCCCUGGAGAGCAGGGUCCACCUGGUCAAGAUGGAAUCGAUGGAUUAGAGGGACUGAUGGGUCCUCCUGGACAGAAGGGUGAGGAUGGACAGCAGGGCGUGCCUGGAUCACAGGGGUCUCCGGGGCUAAAGGGGGAGCAGGGGGCUGCUGGUGACCAGGGCAGGACUGGCCUUGAUGGACUACCAGGGAUGAAGGGCUUACCAGGAGAGAAGGCUGUUCCUGGCUCCUAUGACAACAUCGGCCUUGGCCAAGUCGUUCAGGGUCUCCCAGGGCCACCAGGGCCCCCAGGAGGCCAAGGGUCAAAGGGAGAUUCAGGCUCACCUGGUGCACCUGGAGCUGAUGGGGAUAAGGGAGCCAAAGGGGAUAGAGGUGAUGAUGGGAUGCCUGGAGUGGCAGGGGAGAAGGGAGAGCGAGGCCUGAUGGGCCAAACUGGGCUUGCGGGAGCUGACGGAAAAAGGGAGAGCGAGGGGAUUCAAGGUUUGAGGACAGUCUGGCCCAGAGGAUCUCUAUCCCAGGCCCUCCAGGGCCUCCCGGGCCCCAGGGUUUCAUGGGACUUGAUGGAAGGCCUGGCCCCAAGGGGGAACCAGGUGAGGGAGUGAAAGGAGAUAAGGGAGAUGCAGGCGACAAAGGUCCUCCUGGGUUAAGGGGUACCCAGGGUCUUCCAGGUUCUACAGGGUUGGUUGGUCUCCCUGGCACCAAAGGGGGAAAGGGAGAGCAAGGAUUGCCGGGAUUAGAUG